AUGCCCAAUGAGCUGGAAUCCGCCCUCAGCCCGCCUAGAUGCCCAGUGAGCCCUUGCGCGUCUCGCGGUAACCACCCAGGACAUGCGGGACCCACCUCCAGACGCCAAGAACCCCCGGGCACGCGCCGGCUCCUUAGCUUUGGAUGCUGCUGGGCCCGGGCCGACGCGGCGCAGCCAUCGAGCGGAGAGGCCAGAGCAUCCCCGGCCGGGCCGCUUCCGGGGAGGAAGCGGAAACGCCGACGGGAAGCCAGGGGGCGGAUCGGAGGUGGCGCGUUCCCGGAGCUCAUGGCGGGGUUUCCUCUCCGAGCCGGUGCGCUCCUCUGGGGUCCGGUGGUCGGGCUCCUGCGGCGUCCGUGGCCCCGAGGCCUCGGGCUUGGGGGCCCGCCGGCCGGGGCCGUGGGAGUCGUGCGGCGGCAGCUGUGCGCGUGGCCUGAAGAGACAUGGCGGGCAUCGGGGCCGGCGCGAGGCUGUUCGAGAAGCCGGGCCUUCGGCACGGCCAUGCCGCCACCCCCGGGGUCGUCGGGACCCGAUGCCAGAGGCCGCCAGGACCCCUCGCGGCCCUCGCAGCCUGGGCCUGUGUCCUGGAAGUCUCUGGCGGUCACGUUUGCUAUCGGCGGAGCUCUGCUGGCGGGGAUGAAGUACUUCAAGAGAGAGAAGACGGAGAAGCUGGAGAAGGAACGGCAGCGAAGCCUCGGAAAGCCCCUGCUUGGGGGACCGUUCUCCCUCGUAACUCACACUGGGGAGCCCAAAACGGACAAGGACUACCUGGGCCAGUGGGUGCUCAUCUACUUCGGUUUCACUCAUUGUCCUGAUGUCUGUCCGGAAGAACUGGAGAAGAUGAUGCAAGUCGUGGAUGAGAUCGAUGAUAUCCCAAGUCUGCCAAACUUAACUCCGCUUUUCAUCACCAUUGACCCAGAGAGGGACACAAAAGAAGCCGUUGCCAACUACGUGAAAGAAUUUUCUCCCAAGCUGGUUGGCUUGACUGGCACCAAAGAAGCGAUUGACCAGGUCGCCAGAGCAUACCGAGUGUACUACAGCCCUGGCCCCAAAGAUGAGGACGAGGACUACAUAGUGGAUCAUACAAUAAUCAUGUACUUGGUUGGACCAGAUGGGGAGUUUCUGGAUUAUUUUGGCCAGAACAAGAAGAACGGAGAGAUAGCGGGCUCCAUUGCCGCGCACAUGAGGGCGCACAUGAAGAAGUGCUAGCCGAGCCGGCAGCCACACCCCACAGGCCGUGUUCUCUCAUGAAAGAGGCAGGCGGAUUUGUCUCCCGCAGGAGCCGACAUGUCCAAUACACAAACUGCAGAGCGGCCCUCACACCAGGCGAAGGCCUGUAACUGGGAGUGUGUGUGACCCUUGGGUCCAACCAAGAGAGGCUGCUGGGACUGUGAAGAUGAGAGCCGGGUCUCCCCGGCGGCCGGGGACACUGGGGGACCAAGCUGGAGGGAAGCCCGAGGGGAGAGGACCUCGGGGAAGC
Molecule: messenger RNA, 1477 nt
Organism: Ochotona princeps (American pika)
Lineage: Eukaryota; Metazoa; Chordata; Mammalia; Lagomorpha; Ochotonidae
Gene: SCO1
Product: protein SCO1 homolog, mitochondrial
Exons: 6
Coding region: 1-1206 (401 amino acids)
Biological process (GO): mitochondrial respiratory chain complex IV assembly
Source: RefSeq, a predicted model, not a curated record